AUGGAGCCCAUGAGCAGGAGUAUGUCGAUACAGGCGCUCUGUAACCCCACGGAUGAUUCUUCUGAGAACCCAGCACAGCCAGCUUCGAUCACUGGCAGCUCACAGAUUCAUCAGUCAGACAGAUCAGCAGGGCUCUCUUCAGCGCUCUUAGAUCGACAGCUGAGUAGCUCAACCUCGGGAUCGAGACCCAACUCUGCUUCUUCUUCCUCCUUCGCCGCCUCGCCGAUUGCUACAACGCAAGCAAAAACGGUCGAUGAUGAAGAGGACACGCGGGUCCUCAUGGCCAUAACCGCGCUGGGCAAAAUGCGCACGGGCUCUUUCUCCAGUGCUCCUGCCACGCAACCUCCCGCUAGUCUACGACCCUACCUUGACACCAACGGCGCGCAAUCCGAAGCUUACGCUUCAAACCAGCGCGGCAACCCGGUCAAAGCAUUUUCACAAGACGAUUCUGUGUCUUCAUCUUCACAAACGACAUUGGACAGCGAAACAGGCUUGACGACAUCUGCACAAUCUCUUUUGUCCUACUCGGCCGAUGGCGCACAGAGGAGUAGCAUGGCAACUCCGAGCAGUGCUGCUACCGAGGCCUCUUCGAUCGCAUCAUCCGUCAUGGCGGACGAAGACGCCAUCUACAUGAGCAAAGAUGGCAUGUCGGUCGAAGGAGGGAAGCUACGACGGUAUCCUGAUGAGCACGACGAGCACGGAGGCGACGAGACACUGGACGAAGGCGAUGCGCGUUUUUUGGAUCGCAUGUCUCAAUUUCCCAUCGUGUCGGGCGCACUUAAAGCCUACGAAAGGGGCCGUAACUCAAGUCGGGUAGUCAAAUACGGUGCCGACCUUGUCGAGUCGUCUGUAAAGACCAUUUCUCGGCCAGUAAUAGGCCGAGUCGUUGGGCCUGAGCUCGCCGGGCAAAUAGAUGAUUUUGCGUGUCGACAGCUAGAUCGAUUUGGGAAAGCGCGUCCGCCGAACGAUCAGGCCAGCCCGACGGAAGAAGGAGAGUCGAGCAGAACACCCAUCGCAAGUCAAACUAAUCUGCUUGCUAUGUCAACAAGUGCGCCACAAGGCUUUGACGAGCAUCAUUCUGGCAGGCUCAGAGCGGGCGAAAGCAGUUCAGCAGCAGCACACCGGUACGUCGCGCCGGAUGAAGGGAUCUUCAAGGUACCUCAAACGCCGCUUGCGACCGCAUCGCGCAACAGUGCACCGGUCUCCGUCAGCGACAACGGCAAGCGCAAGGCCAUCAGUCAAAGCCUAGACUCGCCUGAUGAGUCGAUGACGGCCGAUAGCUCUGUGGCUCUGCAUAGCAGUGGUUCGAGGAGCCGAUGGCAGGCUAUGCUUGUCGAGGCAGGUGUCACAGCCGGCGGUAUCAGCGCGGCUGUCAGCGAGGAAAGUAUGAAGAGCCUCAAGUACUGCCUACAAUGGCUUCAGUAUGCCACUGCCCACCUUGAUCAUCAGAUCGGCGUUCUCCGCGACUUUAUCGCCGCCCUGAAUGCAGAUGCUGCAGAAGGCACUAUGAUCACGGCGCAUUCCGCAGCCACGCUGUCGAACAUCAAGCGCGAUGUCGUUGAGACUAUCCGACGGGUCGUUGACGUCGUCUCGAAGUAUGCUGGCGCUGCUUUGCCAGAGCAUGCGAAGCGGUUCGUGAGACAGUCGAUCCUCAGUCUACCUGUCAAAUGGGCAGCAGCAAUACAGCAACCAGCUGCCAAUCGACAACGACCAUCCGGUCUCGGAUCUCGCAGCCCGACACCUGGUUCCCCGAUGUCAGCGGCCAGUCCACGCAUGGGCGCGUCCCCUCAGAUGUUCGGCUCAAGUCCUGCCUCGCCCUCUUUCUCGCCAUCGCACGCUAGCGGUGGCUACUUUGCCCAGCGCCGUUCGAUGCUCGCUAGCUCGGCAGGAUCACCAUCACAAAGCAUGAGCAGAAGCGCCUCGUCCGAUCGUGGCGCCUCCAGUCGGACCAAUACGGAGGAGGCAGCAGAGAGAGUGCUGACAUUCGCCGUCGAGUCUCUUGACAUGCUCCGUGGCGUUAUGAUCAUCUUCGGCGAGUCUGUCGAUCGUGCUGAAGCUUGGGUCGAGCGUCUACGGCUUGUCGGACUUGCUCAACAGCGUAAGCGGCAAGCGAUGGAGGACAACGUCGACGAGUUCGAACUGUCGAACGCGAGUGCAGGUCAUGCAAGUGCCUCACCGGAAGACUCGACGUAUGUGCAAUCAACGAGCACAGCUCUGCUUGGAUCAUCUAGCAGCACAAAGCGCCGCAGAGUACCAUCCACGGCAGAUCAAUCGCAAAUGCCGAUCGCAGAUGGCUUUGUCACUUCCCCCAAGCUGACGAGCACGCCCACUGCCGCUUUUGCCCGCAGUGAUCUCAGCGCGCGGCAAAGGCGAUCGGCGGUCCGGUCGACGGGCGACGAUGACUGCGAUGCGCUUUCGGCGCCUGCAUCACGACCUACAAUGCAAGUUGACCAGUAA
Messenger RNA from Mixia osmundae IAM 14324, 2457 nucleotides. RefSeq lists its product as uncharacterized. The record is from RefSeq and is a predicted model, not a curated record. The transcript has 3 exons. Bases 1 to 2457 code for a protein of 818 amino acids. Gene Ontology annotation, cellular component: endoplasmic reticulum; nucleus. Gene Ontology annotation, biological process: endoplasmic reticulum unfolded protein response; regulation of transcription by RNA polymerase II; phospholipid biosynthetic process. Gene Ontology annotation, molecular function: transcription corepressor activity. NCBI's taxonomy places the organism in Eukaryota, Fungi, Basidiomycota, Mixiomycetes, Mixiales, Mixiaceae.